AUGGUCGCGGACUCGACAGACCUCCGUUGGAUGGCAACAGGCCUGAUAUUAAUCGUGUCUUUCGCUGGUGUUGGCUUCCCAUUCUUCGCGAUGCGUUCCAACGAGAGGCUGUUCGAAGCAGUAUGGUUUCAGCUGAUGCGAGUGCUUUGUACAGGCCUCGUGGUUUCAGUUGCGCUGUUGCACGUACUUGCAGACGGCGAGGAAUACUUGCGCAAUGUUUCGACAACUUAUCCCGUGGCAGAUGCUGCAGCCCUUUUCGGAAUCUUCGUGAUGGUUGCUGUCAAGGAGAUGGGGAUGAUGGCUCUGAAGUACGUGAAGCAGCACACCACUCCAAACGGAAACGGGCUCGAAGAGGGUCUUAUCAACAAGGGAGUGGAUCACGGCGAGUUUGGGCACACACACGGCCUCCCGCUCAUCGAGCUUCACGACAUGGACUUGUCAGGCCAGCCACUCAGGCGUUUUGUUGUCUACAUGAUGGAGGUCUCAAUCAUGGUGCACUCUGUACUUGUUGGCGUGGCAUUGGGUGUAUUGCAAAGGCGUGUCGCAGUUCUGUCCUUGACUGCAGCACUCCUGUUCCAUCAGUUUUUUGAAGGCCUGGCACUGGGCGCCGUGGCUGUGAAGAGUGGUUUCAGCUUCAGGGGCUCAUGGCACUUGUUCCUGACCUUCACGUUCUCAUGUCCCAUUGGAGCGGUCCUCGGGAUAUACUUUGCAAAGCAGUAUGACCCCGCGGACCCCAGAACAGCUUGGACCCUGGGAAUGCUCAAUGCACUUGCUGCUGGCACGUUGCUUCAUAUAGGCCUGGUGGAACUACUCCCGGAAGAUUUCAGGGAAUGCAAAGAUUGUCACAACCAGCCUCCUCGCUGGGCGAGCUUAUUGGCUCUCUUCUUCGGCGGCAUGAUCAUGGCAAUCUUAGCGAUUUGGGCCUGA
Symbiodinium necroappetens is the source of this 927-nucleotide messenger RNA. NCBI's taxonomy places the organism in Eukaryota, Dinophyceae, Suessiales, Symbiodiniaceae. The record is from the annotation of a GenBank genome assembly.